Molecule: messenger RNA, 1304 nt
Organism: Bombina bombina (fire-bellied toad)
Lineage: Eukaryota; Metazoa; Chordata; Amphibia; Anura; Bombinatoridae
Product: endophilin-B2
Exons: 9
Coding region: 72-1304 (410 amino acids)
Cellular component (GO): cytoplasm
Molecular function (GO): protein binding
Source: RefSeq, a predicted model, not a curated record
CUGGAGGAGGGGUGGAUAGGCUCUCAGCUGAUGUUUGCUCACAGUACAGUUAGUUACAGGCUGCAAGCAACAUGGAUUUCAAUGUGAAGAAGCUGGCCUCUGAUGCUGGGGUCUUCUUUACCAGGGCUGUGCAGUUUACAGAGGAAAAACUUGGGCAAGCAGAAAAGACUGAACUGGAUGCUCAUUUUGAGAACCUGUUGUCCAGAGCAGAUUCCACAAAAAAUUGGACAGAGAAGAUUCUGCGACAAUCUGAGGUUCUCCUGCAGCCCAACCCUAGUGCCCGGGUAGAAGAGUUCUUGUAUGAGAAACUAGACAGGAAGGUCCCGUCUCGAGUUACCAAUGCAGAGCUCUUGGGCCAGUAUAUGGUAGAGGCAGCAAAUGAUUUUGGUCCGGGUUCACCCUACGGACAAACACUCAUCAAGGUUGGAGAUGCACAGAAACAUUUGGGUGUUGCAGAACGUGAUUUCAUGCACUCAUCUUCUAUCAAUUUUCUUACACCUUUGCGCAAUUUCCUGGAAGGCGAUUGGAGAACCAUUUCUAAAGAAAGGCGAAUCCUGCAGAACCGCCGUCUAGAUUUGGACGCCUGCAAAGCUCGUCUAAAGAAAGCAAAAGCAGCUGAGGCCAAAGCCGCGGCUUUGCCUGAUUUUCAGGAGACCCGUCCUCGUAAUUACGUGCUGUCGGCCAGUGCGUCAGCGCUUUGGAGUGACGAGGUGGACCAAGCUGGAGGAGGCAUAACCAUUGUCAACUCAGGUAUAGCAUUUGGUGAUAACUUGGCAGCAACCCCAGGGGUUACAGUUUGGUUGCCUGGUUAUUACACUCUCUACCCGGCUGUAACGUGCCUGGUUAUUCACACUCUCUACUGGCUGUAUGCGUCCUUGGUUAUUCACACUCCUCUACCGGCUGUACGCGUGCCUGGUUAUUCAACACCUCUCUACCGGCUGUACUCAUGCCUGGUUAUUCACACUCUCUAUGUCUGUACGUGUGCCUGGUUAUUCACACUCCUCUACUGGCUCUACGCGAGCUCGGUUAUUCACACUCUCUACCGGCUGUAUGCGUCCUUGGUUAUUCACACUCCUCUACUGGCUGUACUUGUGCUGGUUAUUCACUCUUACUGGUUUUGUGCGUGCCUGGUUAUUCACAUGCUCUACGCGUGCCUGCUUAUUCACACUCUACUGGCUCUACACGUGCCUGGUUAUUCACACUCUACUGGCUCUACACGUGUCCUGGUUAUUCACACUCUACUGGCUCUACACGUGCCUGGUUAUUCACACUCUACUGGCUUCUACACGUGCCUGGUUAUUUAG